AUGAUGAUUGUCGGGGCGAUGCCCCUUGCUCGGCAGGCUUCCCCCUCCCCCCGGGUUGCAGUGGUUACUGCCAAUGUUACCAGUUACAUGAAUGUGCUGACCUACAAGCCCACCCAGAGAGACUUCUACCAGACUCCAUUCAAUCAGGCUGUUGUGUGCACCUAUACCAAACCUGCUGGCUGGACUCCUCCAGUGUAUAACCCUGCACUUGGGGAUGCCUCUGGGUUUGGGAAGCUGGAGUUUACCAUGGGGAUUAUGAAUGAUGACUUCUCAGCCCCACGCACCUCCAGUCUGUUCUUCCUGGGCUCCCCCAUCAACAUCGCGGCUGCAGUGAAGCAGCAAUUCCACAUGCCGCUGAUGGUCUACAUGGAAGAGUGUGUCGCUGCCAGCACUCCAGAGCUGAGCCCUUCAAGCCAGACCUACCUGCUCAUCACCAACCACGGAUGCUUUGUAGAUGGACAGGCUGGUAACUCCAGGUUUCUGCCCCGAGUCCAGACCUCUGAGAUCCGUCUGGUUGUCCAGGCCUUCAAGUUUAUACAACUGAAUGCAGAUGUGUAUAUCCAUUGCCGCUUGCUGGCUUGGGACCCUGCCCAGCUCAAUGACCCCACCAAGAAAGCCUGUUCAUUCAACCAGAGAACCAGGAGCUGGGAGCUCCUGGAUAACCCUGGUCGGAGCUCUGUGUGCCGCUGCUGUACCUCCAACUGCAAUCUGAGGAAGAGGAGGGACACGGUUUUCAUCCAGCACCCUCUUGGCCUGCCCCCUGGUGUAGUGACUGGUACUGCCUGCUGUAAAGCAACAGGUCCUGUUUUCUAA
Molecule: messenger RNA, 813 nt
Organism: Acipenser ruthenus (sterlet)
Lineage: Eukaryota; Metazoa; Chordata; Actinopteri; Acipenseriformes; Acipenseridae
Product: zona pellucida sperm-binding protein 3-like
Exons: 8
Coding region: 1-813 (270 amino acids)
Biological process (GO): positive regulation of acrosome reaction; egg coat formation; binding of sperm to zona pellucida
Cellular component (GO): extracellular matrix
Molecular function (GO): acrosin binding
Source: RefSeq, a predicted model, not a curated record